Messenger RNA from Globicephala melas (long-finned pilot whale), 9139 nucleotides. The record is from RefSeq and is a predicted model, not a curated record. NCBI's taxonomy places the organism in Eukaryota, Metazoa, Chordata, Mammalia, Artiodactyla, Delphinidae.
AUGUCGAGAUCUGAGAUUACAAUACGGUUGGCCCAAAGCCUCGAGAAGACUUUGUUGUCUGGGAAUCCCAUUAUGACUUUUCUUAGCAAUUUCACACUAACUGGGGACGUAAAAGUAAAAGAGUUGGUGCAGAACAACACCAAGUUAACUGAAGAGCUUCGAUCUUCUCUCCACAUCUCAGAUGAAACUAUCAGCAGCAUUUUAGAAGCAAACGUUUCCCACUCAGAGCUACAGUUUGUUCUCUCCAGUGCCCCGACGGUGGCUUUGUCUCGAAGGCGUGAUGGGGACGUUCUUUGUCUGCUGCUCAAGUUCCCUGAGGGGAAAUCUGGGUCUGCAGCGAGGGAGCUGUGCCGCCUGCCCGGGGCCCGAGUGUUUUCCCUGAUUGUGCUGAUGGGUCGGAACCUGGACCUGCGGAAUUUCGUAUACAAAACUCUGCUCCCUGCGGAAGCCAGUGUCCCGCUCAGCUCCCUGCUGGACGUCGGGUCCAGCCUCGGCCACCUGCUCCCCGGAGCCGGCCGCGUCCUCGAACACCUUCCCGAAUUCCUCCACGAACUUGAGAUCGCUGCCUUGCUGGACACGCCCGACUUCCCACAGGUAUCAGCCUUUGGUCCUUUCCAGUCUGUGAUGAAGGUGGUUUGCAAGGACCAAGCCUCUUUCUUUAGGAACUCUGACAUCUUUCUUCACUUGCCUAGAGUUAAUGAAUUCUUAGGAGACGACAAGGAAAAAUUCAACAUUCCUGAAGAUUCAACACCCUUUUGCUUGAAGCUUUAUCAGGGAAUACUACAGUCUCCAAAUGGUGCUUUGGUGUGGUCCUUCCUAAAACCUGUAUUACAUGGAAGAAUACUGUACACACCAAACACUCCAGAGAUUAAUAAGGUCAUUAGAAAGGCAAAUCGUACUUUUGAUUUUGUGGACAAGCUGAAGACUUUAUCUGAAACACUGCUGAGCUUGUCCAGUGUUUUUCAGAGCAGCAGAAAUGGUCAGAUGCUCCGUCAACUGCAGGAAGCCCUGGAAAACAAAUUUAUAAGAAGUUUUGUAGAAAGCCAGCUGCACAUUGAUGUAGACAAAUGGACGGAAAAGCUCCAGACACUCGGAGGGAAGCUGGGCCAGAUGCUGAACCGCAUGGGCGCUGGACGCCUCCGCUCCCUGGGCUGCAUCCUGGCCAACCUGACCUUCUGUGUCCUACUGACCCUCUUCCAGGGCCUGACCUCCGCCACCUGCCUGGAGGCGACCUCACAGGCCCUCAUGCGGAAGAACAGCUUCUUGGCCAGUAUCAUUUUUAACAGUUCCUCAGCAGGUAAGAACCUCAGCUCAGAAUCUCUCCAGCUGCCACCCCAGGUUACGUACAGCAUCCGGACCAGCAUUUUGUACAGCUUGAGGACGGAUCUGGUGAAAAACCCUUUCUGGAAGUUCCACCCUCAGAGCCUCCCAGCCGAUGGGUUCAAGUAUAACUACAUCUUUGUCCCAUUGCAAGACAUGAUCGAAAGAGCUAUCAUCUCAGUGCAGACGGGGCAGGAGGCCCUGAACCCGGCUGUGCAGGUGCAGGCCAUCCCGUACCCGUGUCACACCAGCCACCUGUUCUUGAACAGCGUCGGCUCCUUCUUCCCGCUGAUAGCGAUGCUCACGUGGAUAGUGUCCGUGGCCAGCGUGGUCUGCAGGCUGCUUUACGAGUGGGAGAUCCAGCUGGAGGAGUAUGUGAAGAUGAUGGGCCUGCCCCCCGCCGUCCACUUGCUGGCCCGGCUCCCGGAGCACGGGGCCAAGCUGACGGUGAGCCGCGCCGCCCUGGCCCUCAUCCUCGGGGUCAGCGGCGUCUUCACCUCCAGCAGCACCUGGAGCGUCCUCUUCCUCCUGGACUCCGGGGUGUCGGUGGUCACACUGAGCUACCUCCUGAGCGCAUCCUUCGGCCGGGCGAGCUCGGCUGCCCUGUGCAGCAGCCUGCCCUGCGCGGCCAGCUUCCUGCCCUACAUCGUGCCGGCCUGCAGGCCUCCCUCGUCGGUGCGUUGUUCUGUGAAACUGCAGAGCAAGGCUGCCGUGUACCCCGCAGCACGUUUCAGUGCAUCACUGUCAGUUUUUCUCUUCUCCCCCUCCAUCUGCAAGCAGUACCUCCUCUCCACAACUGCCUUCGGACAAGGAGUACUUUUGGUUACAUUCCUGGAAGGGCAAGAGGCAGGGCUUCAGUGGGAUAAUAGGUACCAGUCUGUGGAACUAGUGGGCAUGACACUUGGCUGGGUUUGCUGGAUGAUUUUCUUUGAUUCAGGCCUUUACUUCUUAUGUGGAUGGUACUCGAACAACUUGAUUCCUGGUAUCUUUCGAAAGGUGACGAUGUGCCCUGGAGGCGAGAUGGACCGCACAUGUGCGCUGAGAUCCACCGGUUUUGAGCUGGUCCUGUCUGCUCGGCGCUCCCGCCCGGCUCCUGAGAACUCACAUUCCAUAUAUGGUGGUGGUGAAAAGGCAGAUCACGGGGGUUCUCACCUGUUCUUCUUCAGUGGGGACGUGGACAGUCAAGGCUCAUCCCUGCAAAAUGGGGAAGGAGAGCUGGAAGGAGGCCCCCCAAGUGUUGUCCUGCUUUCUGUGACCAAGGAGCACGAUCACCACCAGGCGGGGUUCUGGGACCUGACCCUGACCUUCCACGGGGACCAGAUCACUGCCCUGCUGGGGGCCAACAGUGCUGGGAAGACCACUGUCAUAUCUUUGCUGAGGGGGCUCUACCCCCCCCCAUCCGGAGCCAUUGCAGUCAAUGGCAGGAACCUGAAGACGGAGGCACCCUCGGUCAGGGCAGAGCUGGGCACGUGUCCGCAGCGCCACGUCCUGUUUGCCCCCCUCCCGGUGCUCGACCACCUGCUGCUAUUCCCCUCCCUGAAGGCACCACGGGGACCCAUCAGGAGCUGCGUGGGCAUGUCCGUAGGUGAGGGGCAGCCACCUCUGCCCUCGCCGCCUGCCCUGUGUGGGUGUGUAACAGGUGUGGGUGCUUUUGGGUGUCCCGAGGUGCAAAGGACGGGCGGAGGGGGUGAGGAGAGGGCGAAGGAGCCUAAGCGGUCCUGCCGAGAAGCCUGGACGUUACCCUGCGGGCAGGUGGUUGCAGGCAGCAGGGGCCGAGCAGCCUGCGGCGCUGCGUGUGUACCGGUGGCCCUGGGACGCCAGGCAGGCCCGACCCGCGGCGGGGAGAUGCUGCUUUGGGGCCGGGGUGUGAGGACGGAUGGUCAGUACUGCACGGGCCUCAGAAGAAAAUGGGCAUCUAAGGAACUGUCACACGUGACCGCGUAUCGCUGCCUUGAAAUAGUUUUGCAAGAUUCAUUUUGUAAAUGGGAGCACCUGAAAAACAAGGACGCGAACAGCUCUGAAUGUAAGUUGAGGUUCACCCUGCAGGAAAUGCACGGGGACGCUAACCAACCAUCAGGUGGGCAGACCGACAACCAGACCCGAGAAGCUCUCCUGGGCUCCUUCUGGGUCGGGAUGAGAAAUCCGCAAACAGUGAAACGGACACGAAGCAUUUACUCGGUGGUCAGUCGGGAAGGGGCUGCUCCAGACGUAGCGCACGUGGACCAGAGUCCAGACCUUCCUGGCGGGCUGCUCUGGCCACCCCACCGGCCUCCGCAGGGUCCCGAGGGAACUGAGGGCCCUCGGCAGCAGGGAACUCUCCAGGACGUGGGGCUGCCACAGCACCAGCCCCAACACGCCCGCGCCCUCUCAGGGGGCGCGUGGAGGAAGCUGUCCCUCGGCAUCGCCGACCGUGGUCCUCGACGAGCCCACCAGCGGGGUGGACCCGUGUUCCUGCCGUGGCAUCUGGGACGUGCUCCUCGAAUACCAAGAAAGCGGGACCAGGCGGUGCUCCGCGUUCUCCUCCCGUUGUACCGCCGUGGUGGAGGGGAGCAAGGGGUGUAUCCCAAUACGUCAUCCUUCUCGGGGAAAGAAAUUUCCCAGGAGUGCACGGAGACACACCCGUCGUGCAGCAUCCCUGUGGUGCCGGGCGUCUGGGGGCUGCUCAGCCGGCUUAGCAGUGGGGCCAUCCGAGCUUUACUUCCAACUUCGGGCAUUAGAUGGGUAGUUACUGACUUCCAGCUUCUGAUUUCCUGCUGUGAUUCUGAAGCACUGCAGCCAGGAAGCACUGCAUUUCACACAGAAACACUGGAGUUUGGAAAAAGCAUCGGGAAGAGAGAAACAUACCCAAUGCUGCUGCUAGACAUGCAUGGGAGCAACGGCGUCAGGGUUACCGUGGAAGCUUCCUUCUGUUCUGGAGGCUGGGACCCGAAGGACACAGCUUGUGCCAUGUCUCCGAUGCAGACCUACAUCCCACAGUCAACCCUCCGAGGCAGCAGCUGGGGCGAGCUGAGCUACACGAUCCCUGAGGAUGCAGACAGAGCCUGCUUCACAGGGCUUUUCCAGGCCCUGGACCAGAACCUUCACCACCUGUACCUGACGGGCUAUGGGGUCUCAGACACCAGCUUAGAAGAGAAAACCGUCUGCCAGAAUGAAAAUGGGAUUGAAAUAGACUUGGGCGGGUUAAUGCUGGUGCCAGAAAGCAGCAGCUUCCGCUGGGGCCUCGGGAAGCAGGGAAAGGUAGCCGCUGCCUCAGACUUAACGACAGGACAUCUUGGGGAAACCUUUGGGGGCCUGUCGGUCUUCAGGAAGCUGAAGACAGACGUGCCCUCGAGGGCACCCUCCUCCACACUCACCUCCUGGCCAGAGCGGAGGGGGGUUGAGCCGGGCAUCCUGAACCGACGGCACGCCUGCUGGGCCCCCCUGGUGCGGGGCGGUGCCCUGCUCUGGGCACAGACGGCCACCCUCCUGCUGAAGCGGCUCCUCCACUCGGGUCGGGCCUGGAAGGGCACCGCCUCCGACCUGCUGCUGCCCGUGCUCUUCGUGGCCUUGGCGAUGGGCUUGCUCAUGGUGAGGCCUUUGGCCGUCGGCUGCCCUCCCCUCAAACUGACACCUGGCCAUUACGACAUGGCCAAAACCUACUUUUUCAGCAGUGAGAACGGUGACGUGGAGCUCGGCCGCGUGCUUUUGCGGAAGUUUGGGGAUCAGGACCUGCUCUGUGCUGACUUACACUCAGACCUGUAAAUUAACAGCUCAAGCUGGGUGCAUGACCCCUUCUCUCACCCAGAAGUCCAGGAGUCCUGCGGCUGCCUGAAGUGCCCCAGUGGAAGCACCAGGGCUCCCUACCAGACCAUCUGCCUGGGCCACAGGCUGCUCAACCUCUCCGGCCUCCCCCUGGAGGAGUAUUUGCUGGCGCUGGAGGAAAAACCAAGGCUUGGAGGAUGGUCUUUUGGAGUGAGAAUCCCUGCUUAAGUUCAAGAUGCACAUUCAAAUAUAUCAAAACCCAGAACUUUGGCAAAGGGCCAUUAAGUUCUCUUUCUUUUUUGGGUGUGGUACAGUCAGAAGGGCUUUCAUUCCCUGCCAUCCUACCUAAGUCAUCUCAACAACCUUAUUCUGUGGAGGCUCUUACCCCCUGUGGCAGACUGCAGGCAGUACGGAAUCACGCUCUACAGCCACCCAUAUGGAGGAGCCUUGCUGAACGAGGACAAGUUCCUGGAGAGCUUCCGCCAGUGCGGCAGCACCCUGGGCAUCACGCUUGGAUUCUCCAUCCUGUUCGCGUCCAUCAGCAGCUGUGUGCGGGACAGGGUGACUGGGGCCACAAGGCUGCAGCACAUGCGCGGCCUGGGCUACAGGACCUACUGGCUCACGAUCUUCCUGUGUGACAUGCUCUUUUACUUGGUUUCUGUCUGCCUGUGUGUCGCUGUGCUCCUCGCCUUCCAGUUAACGGCUUUCACUUUCCGGGAGAACCUGGCAGCCACGGCCCUCCUGCUGGCACUUUUUGGAUGCGCGACUGUUACGUGGAUGUAUUUCAUCUCCUGAAUCUUCUUCAGUUCGGACGUGGCUUUCAUCUGCUACAUCUCCCUGAACUUCCUCCUCGGCCUCUGCACCAUGCUGAUGACCGUCACGCCCUGGCUGUUGGCCUUUGUCUCCAAGGCUCAGAAUUUGCAGAACAUCUGCGACGUCCUCAAGUGGGUCUUCACUAUUUUCCCUCAAUUCUGCCUGGGUCAAGGGCUGAUAGAACUCUGUUACAAUCAGAUCAGAUACAACCUGACCCACAACUUCGGCCUCGAUUUGUACAUGAGCCUCUUCGAGAUGAGCUUCCUGGGCUGGAUCUUUGUGCAGCUGGCGGUACAAGGGAUGGUCCUUCUCCUCCUGAGGGCCCUGCUGCAUGGGGACCUCUGGCAGUGGCCCAGGUGUCACUCAGUAUGAGAAUCUCUGGUCACAUCUUCCAAGGACGUAGAUGUUGAAAAAGAGCAAGUGAGGGUGUUGGAAGGCAGAACUAGUGGAGACAUUCUCGUGUUGUACAACCUUAGUAAGAGUUACAGAGGCUUCUUCAAGAGGGCUUACUCAGGGGAGAGGAUAUCUGAAAUGGAAACUAAGAGCAGCUUCACAUUUCAGGAAUCUCUGCAGGGUCUAGGUGGGCUUGGCCAGAAGAAACCCAGAACAGUCUCUUUUCCAGGGUUCAGGGAACCAGGAAGCCAGCUUAGGUCAGGAGACAUCGGGAAACAAGUGUUCUGGAAGGAGCUCAGGAAGAAUGAAAACGUCUCAGCUUCCACCACAGAAUCCCCAGCUAAGGAUAUCCAAAGGUUCAAGUGCUUUCGGCUUCUACAGGUGAACGGAGCUGGGAAAACCACCACAUUCAAAAUGCUGACCAGGGACCUGCCUCCGAGCUCGGGACACACCAUCCUCAGGACUCCCAUGGGAGAGGAUGUGGAUCUGGCUCUUGCUGGCACAGCUGGCAUCCACGUUGGCUACUGUCCACAACAGGACGCCCUGGAUGAGCUCCUGACCGGCCGGGAACACCUUUGUUAUUACUGCAGCCUGCGUGGGAUUCCAAAGCAGUGCAUCCCCAAAGUGGCCGGGGAACUCGUGAGGCUCCUCCACUUGGAAGCCCACGUGGACAAACCUGUGUCCACCUACAGCGGGGGGACCAAGAGGAAGCUGUCCACAGCCCUGGCCCUGCUGGGGAAACCCGACCUUCUCUUACUGGACGAACACAGCUCAGAGAUGGAUCCCUGCUCGAAGUGGCACCUGUGGGAGGCGGUGACGAAUGAGGCACAGGAGGGCUGUGCCGUGAUCCUGAGCUCCCACAGCAUGGAGGAGUGUGGGGCCAUGUGCCCGAGACUUGCCAUCAUGGUCCAUGACAGCUUCCAGUGCCUGGGUUCCCCACAGCACAUCAAAAACAGGUUUGGUGAUAGUUAUACAGUCAAGGUUUGGCUCUGCAACGAAGCAAAUCAACACAACGCUGUUUCCGACUGCUUGAAGCUCUCUUUUCCAGGAAUCCAGUUUAAGGCGCAGCGCCUUAAUUUAUUGGAAUACCAUGUGCCAAAAAGAUGGGCGUGCUUAGCGUUCAGAGUUCUGGAGGACAAUAAAAACUUCCUGAGUAUCAAAUACUACUCCAUCAAGCACACCCCUCUGGAGCAGAUAUUUGUUAAUUUUGCGACUGAGCAGCAACAAACCACACCACCUUCUGAUCCGUCCACCGGUCGUGAGCACCCACAGAACCUGCCUGUCUAAGCGCUGAAGAAGACGCUGUUCAGAGAGAUAAAACCUCGUCUUUUGUUAUAAUUAAGAUUCAGAGAUCAAAAGAGCGAGUGGGCCGCAGAGGAGCUGGAAGACACAGGGCAGGCAGUCCAAUCUCAUUCUGUCCUUCAUUUUCUGUUUUGAAACUCUUUGUUAAUUACACCCUGAAAGGUCAUUCUUUUCUGCAGACUUUUGGGCAGUUCCUCUGAUUCAGUUACUGUCUUUGCCAAGGCGAGAUGGGCCGGCUUCCUGGGACAUGGGAAGGAAUUGACAUUCCUUCUGGAGCUGGAAAGGCUGUCAGAGUUUGUCCAGGUCAAACAUUUAAUUUUAAGGAAACUGAGGUCCCCAAGGCUAAUCUAUUUUUUGUUGUCCUUUUACUAGAUUAUGCUUACAUGUGUCUAAAUAACAAUUCAGUGAUUUAAAUGUACCGUUUCUCUAACCCUGGAUGACAUUAUAUGUUAUGAGAUGAAAGCAUACCAUUUUUUCUUACAAAAGAUGCUUUUAAAAAAAUAAGGAUUAAAGAGCUUUUCAGUCAAUGCUUUAGCAAAAUUAAAUAAUUUGAACUGGGUACCCUGUAUCAUUUACAAAAAGUGUGACCAGAAUUUCACAGAUUAUAAAUUUAGGGGAAUAUAGAAAGAAAUAUAAUAUAGAUGUAUUUUCUUUUUAUUAAUUUGGAUUAAUAAUUACCGUUCAAGUCAGUGGUUUUCAAAGUGUGUUGGUCCCCAUAAUAGCUGCAUUUGCAUCUCUUGGGAGCUUGGCAGAAAUGAAGGUUCUCAGGCUCAACCCCGAAAUCUAAAACCCUAGGGUAGGAGCCCUGCAGUCUCGGUUUAAACAAGUCUCCCUGGUUUCUGUAGCACAUUCCAGUUUGAAUACCAAUGGUCUAAGGAAAUAUCUAGGUACCUUCUAAUUAUACAAGCAAAACUAGCACCAUAUGUAGUAAACAUUAAUUUUCAAACAAUUUUUAUAUUUCUAAAACUCUGUCAUUCUCAGAAUUAUUGUCCUCAGAGUAUUUUCAAAUAUAAAGUGCUCAGAUGUGGCUCUAAAAAGCUUUGUAAACCCCACCGUUUGCAUUUUAUAGUUAGAAAAACACAUCAAAUCACCGUGUCUGCUCCUCAAAAUGGUUUCCAGUCAGACACUUCAGAGUUGAAAUGUUUCUCAACCCGCUUUGAGUAACAUUCUUCUAAAACCCCAAUGGAGGACUGCACUGAUUUUAUUUUACAACUUAACCGUAUCCAAUUAAGUUUUUGAGUGACAGUAGCUUGUGAUCAAAGAAAAACACUUUCUUGUGGUAUUCCUUUGCUGAAGCAAGAUUUCAUUAAAAUAUAUCUUUCCUGAACAUAAUUCUAUACUAGAGAUAUUUUUAAAUGUUAAGGAUUAAGCCAAUUACGGAUCGUUUUGAGUGAAUGAUUUUGAUUCACAUAUAUCACAUGAAUUAUGCUUUCUAAAAGAAGUUACAAUUUAGGGUUUUGUGAUUUUUCUCCCAAUUCUACCAUUGUCUCAUUGUCAAAAUGAAAGAUGUAAUCCUUUGUUGUUGUUGUUGAAUCAAUAAGUAACAUUUGUGAAACACACACAUGUUUAU